AUGACUUCUCGUCUGCUCUUGUCCGCUUGUCUGUGCGUAUUUUUGUCCGCAAGUGCUUACGCAGCCUGCAGUUUGGAGUGCAUCAACGGUGGAACUCUUGAUUCAGUAAAAUGCGUUUGUGACUGCGAUGCCGAUCACGCCGGAGACGAGUGUCAAUGGAAGGUAACUUCGUGCGCCUUGUCGUGUGCCGCAAAUGAAUCUGCUAAUACGGCCACGUGCACCUGUGAGGCGUGCAGCGUGAACUGCCAGAAUGGAGGAACCCCAGGUGACAACUGUGGCUGUAUAUGUCCAAACGGGUUUGGUGGUGACAUCUGCCAAUACGAAGCAACAUGUAACAGGAACUGUACAAAACCUGACACGGAGCUGAAUAGCGGAACCUGCAAGUGUGUACCUUCAACCUCGGAUACAACGCCAGAACCAACGUCUGGUGCAUCGGAAGGAACCACAUCUGGUUCGUCGGCCUCUGAUUCGUCGGCAGGAACCACAUCUGGUUCGUCGGCCUCUGAUUCGUCGGCAGGAACAACAUCUGGUUCGUCGGCCUCUGAUUCGUCGGCAGGAACAACAUCUGGUUCGUCGGCCUCUGAUUCGUCGGCAGGAACAACAUCUGGUUCGUCGGCCUCUGAUUCGUCGGCAGGAACAACAUCUGGUUCGUCGGCAACUGGUUCGUCGGCAGGAACAACAUCUGGUUCGUCGGCCUCUGAUUCGUCGGCAGGAACAACACCUGGUUCGUCGGCAUCUGGUUCGUCGGCAGGAACAACAUCUGGUUCGUCGGCCUCUGAUUCGUCGGCAGGAACAACACCUGGUUCGUCGGCCUCUGAUUCGUCGGCAGGAACAACAUCUGUUUCGUCGGCAUCUGGUUCGUCGGCAGAACCAACAUCUGGCGGCUCUACUGCUGCACCAACAACACUUGCAACACCACCCCCAGGAGUUAAUUGCAUGUCUGGCGAGAGCCCUUACUGCCUGGUCGCCGACAAAGUCCCAGCGUAUAAGGUGUACGUCAACGCCAAGAACUGUCCUCACAUCAGCGGAACCUGCCCAGUCGGAUGCGCUUAUGAACAGCCAGCGAUAUGUGAAACUUACGGUACAACAAAUUGUGACAGUUACCCAUCCUUCAAGAAGAUUUGUCCACAAAAGUGCGGGGACUGUUAAUAAGCAGCCGUCUAACUUCUCUGUCACGAACAGUGAUCAUGUCCCUGUUUCUGUAUGCACUGAGCAACUAAACUUCGCAGAUUUACCACAAUAAAGAGACAUUGAAGCAUAA
Molecule: messenger RNA, 1261 nt
Organism: Gigantopelta aegis
Lineage: Eukaryota; Metazoa; Mollusca; Gastropoda; Neomphalida; Peltospiridae
Product: cell wall protein AWA1-like
Exons: 9
Coding region: 1-1149 (382 amino acids)
Source: RefSeq, a predicted model, not a curated record